AACCUGUCCUUUGUGGACAUCUGCUUCACCUCCACCACUGUCCCCAAGAUGCUGUGGAACAUCCAGACUCAGAGCAAGAUCAUAACCUAUGAGGAUUGCAUCACACAGAUGAACUUUUUCAUAAUCUUUUCAGUGUUGGAUGACUUUCUCCUAAGUGUGAUGGCCUAUGACCGGUUUGUGGCCAUCUGUCACCCCCUGCACUACAUGGUCAUCAUGAACCCCCGGCUCUGUGGACUGCUGGUUCUGGUGUCCUGGAUCAUGAGUGUCCUGUAUUCCUUGUUACAAACAUUAAUGGCAUUGCAGCUGUCCUUCUGUACAGAGGUGGAAAUCCCCCACUUUUUCUGUGAACUCAAUCAGAUAAUCCAACUUGCCUGUUCUGACACCUUUCUUAAUGACAUGAUGAUGUAUUUUGCAGCUAUGCUGCUGGGUUGUGCUCCCCUGGCUGGGGUCCUUUACUCUUACUCUAAGAUAGCUUCCUGCAUUCGUGGAAUAUCAUCAGUGCAGGGCAAGUAUAAAGCACUUUCCACCUGUGCAUCUCACCUGUCAGUUGUCUCCUUAUUUUACUGUACUGGCCUGGGAGUGUACCUUAGCUCCGCUGCCACCCAGAGCUCCCACUCAAGUGCUGUAGCCUCGGUGAUGUACACGGUGGUCACGCCCAUGCUGAACCCCUUCAUCUACAGCCUGAGGAACAGAGACAUAAAGAGGGCUCUGACACGUUCUAUGGGGUGGCAGCUACAAAAGGGCUAA
Messenger RNA from Suricata suricatta (meerkat), 747 nucleotides. Its product is annotated as olfactory receptor-like protein OLF4. Gene Ontology annotation, cellular component: membrane. The transcript has a single exon. Gene Ontology annotation, molecular function: olfactory receptor activity; G protein-coupled receptor activity. Gene Ontology annotation, biological process: G protein-coupled receptor signaling pathway. The record is from RefSeq and is a predicted model, not a curated record. Lineage: Eukaryota; Metazoa; Chordata; Mammalia; Carnivora; Herpestidae. The annotation marks the transcript as partial.